AUGAGUACUAGACAAAAACAAGCAUUAAUUGAUCAAAAGGCGUCACCAUUGGAUAUAUUAGAAGAAGCUGAUCGUUUAUUAUAUCUAUCAUCGAGUUCAUAUACGAGAUCUAUUUCUCGUACAAAUGUUGGACAAGAACAGUGUGAAACAAGAUCAAUUAAUAGUCCCAAACGUAUCGAUUUUAUUCUUGUAUAUAAUCGGUCAUUUAAAAAAGUUGAAAAUGAUAAAAAAACACAAUAUAGAACAGCUUUUCAACAAAAACUCAUGGAUGUUGGAUUUGACGUCGAAGUACAAGAUAUUAUUGGCAAUGAUAAUAUUUGUACGGAAAAUGGUAGUGGUGGUAGUACUAGUUUUUUACCAUCAAAACGUCGUACAAAAAAACAUCAAAAAUUAAAAAAUCUUCAAUAUGGUAAACGUUUUGUUAAAAUUCAUGCACCAUUUGAAUUAUUAUUAGAAUUAGCUGAUAAAACAAAAAUGAAAUUACCAAUUGAAGAAAAUCGAAAUCCAUCAGUAUCAAAAUUACCAUUUGAUUAUUUUAUAUCAUGGUUAAAAUUUUCACAUGUUGAUAAAACAAUAUUUCCACCACGAAAACAAUAUUUUCUUGCUGAAUAUGAUAAAACAUUAAGAUACAGAUUUGAACAUUUAUUUGAUACAAUAGCCGAUGUACGUGAAAAUUAUUUUACACCAGCACAACGAAGUCGACUUGUGUACGAUUUUUUAUUAAGAUGUCCAUUUGAACAAGAAAAUAGUCAAGAAUCUUUUGAAGAAGUACAAAUAAAUACAACAGAAAAACGUUUACUAGAAAUAGAAAAAAUUUUUACUGGUAGUUCAAUGAGAUCAGGCAUCGAAGUAUUGUUACGUGAUGAAGUAUAUGAAGACGCCUAUCCUUUACAUGCUCCAUUAAUAAGACGUAUCAAACAUUAUAUGAUACCAAAACAUAUUCUUAUACAAUCAAAAUAUACUCGAACACGAGAUAUUUGUGAUACACUGGCCAACACUAUCAUGUGUCCUCGUCUUGAUAGAAAUUCAUAUUGGAAACUUGGAGAAAAUUGUAUCUAUGCAAAAAUGGCCUAUUUGUUUGAUAAUAAAAUAACUGUUUGUUAUGCAGCAGUAAUGACAGUUUGGUCAGCAUUGUAUUUAUCAGCAUGGGAUAUUAGUGAAUAUCAGUUACAAUAUGAAUGGGAUACAUUCAAUUUAACUGAAGACAAACCGUUAACAAAUGAACCGAGACCGGAUUUCAAACGAAAAGUUCGAACUACACGCAUUAAUCCAGUAACAGGGGUUGUUGAACUUCAUUUACCAGCAAAAGAGAGAUGUUACAAAUUAAUAUCGUCAUUUUCGAUAGUUUCAAUGAUGAUUUGUCUUGUUCUAAGUUUUGUUUUUGGUGUUGUUUUAUAUCGAAUAAGUAUGAAAGCGGCCAUUCGUUCAACGCCGAAUGAAUUUGUUAAACGUUAUUCGCCACAUAUUGUAUCAAUAACUGGUGCUCUCAUUAAUCUUGUUGUUAUUAUCGCUCUGAGUUCACUCUAUGAAAAAAUUGCUAUAUGGCUUACUGACUAUGAAAUUCAUCGUACAGAAAAAGACUAUGAAAAUGCAUUGACAUUAAAAAUGUUUCUAUUUCAAUUUGUCAAUUUUUAUGCAAGCAUUUUCUACAUUGCGUUUAUAAAACCAUGUAAACGACCACAUGAGGAAGAUUAUAUGUUAGAAAAAUGGUCAACUACAACACUUUUCUACGAAUAUCUUGAAUUAAUAAUUCAAUAUGGUUUUGUAACAAUGUUCUUAGUAGCAUUUCCAUUGGCUCCUCUAUGUGCAUUUUUAAAUAAUAUUAUUGAAAUUCGAAUUGAUGCGCAUAAAUUUGUUAACGAUGUUCGACGACCGGUAGCAAAAAAAGUAGCUGACAUUGGAAUUUGGCGUUUGAUCAUUGCAGCAAUAUCAAAACUGGCAAUAUUAACAAAUGGCCUUUUAAUUGCUCUGACAAGUGAUUUUAUUCCACGUUUUGUUUAUCAAUAUUAUCGAAGUCCAAAUAAAACACUUACAAAUUAUGUUAAUUUUUCAUUAUCAAUUUUUGAUACAUCACACUACAAAGAUGAAAGUAUUAUUCAUGAUAUUCAAAAACACAAUUAUACAUAUUGUUUUUAUAAAGAUCAUCGAAAUCCACCGUGGCAUUUACAUCCAUACGAAAUAAAUCAUGAUUAUUAUGUUAUUAUGGUUGCACGAUUAACAUUUCUUGUCACAUUUGAGCACAUUGUAUUUAUAUGUUUGAAAUUGGGUGAAGUUAUUUUACCAUUAUUAUCCAAAAGUGUUAAACAACAAAUUGAACGAAAAAAAUUUAUUGUACAAAAAAUGCAUUGGGGUGCUCGUUUAUAUGAAAAAAAUCCAGAACUAAUUAAACGUGAUUUAAAAAAUAUGUACGUCGAUACACAAUCGAAUGAUAAAAAUGCUGUUGUUCAUCAUUUAUGUGAACAAAACCAUCAGUAUCAAACUAAUUGUCAUCAUGAUGUUAAAAGUAAUGAUAUGGAACUUAUCUAUAAUUUAAAAAUACCUAAAAUAAAUUCUCAUACAUUAUUUAUACCCCAACGUCGUAACAUUCGUUCUCACAGUGAUCCUUUUAAAGUCAAUGAUGAUUAUCCGUCUCUAUUGCCAUCAUCAACAAUAACAACAACAACAACAACAACAACAACAAAAAAGACCAAUUCUCGAGAAUAUUUUCCUAUGACAAAAUGUAAAACAAAUUUUAAGAAAUCAAAUAGUCGAUACAUGUCAUUACCACCCGAACCUUCAGCUCUCGGUGAAGAAAAUGAUGGUGCCAGAUAUAUAAAACCAAGAACAAUGAGUGAAUUAAAAAGUGAUUUAGCUAUUGCAAUAAAUAAAAUAUCAGAAAAUAUAAUUGAUCUUGGAAUAUCGUAG
Didymodactylos carnosus is the source of this 2904-nucleotide messenger RNA. NCBI's taxonomy places the organism in Eukaryota, Metazoa, Rotifera, Eurotatoria, Philodinida, Philodinidae. The record is from the annotation of a GenBank genome assembly.